This is a messenger RNA of Neurospora tetraspora, 702 nucleotides long. RefSeq lists its product as uncharacterized. The transcript is spliced from 2 exons. Bases 1 to 702 code for a protein of 233 amino acids. NCBI's taxonomy places the organism in Eukaryota, Fungi, Ascomycota, Sordariomycetes, Sordariales, Sordariaceae. The record is from RefSeq and is a predicted model, not a curated record.
AUGAAGUACUCGAGUUCCGUCCUGAUCGCAGCUUUCUGCGUUAGCGUCCUUGCCGCUCCUGCUGCUAAGAGGUCCUCGGUUGAGGACUACGUGAUUCCCAUCGACAAGAGGUCCUCGGUUGAGGACUACGUGAUUCCCAUCGACAAGAGGUCCUCGGUUGAGGACUACGUGAUUCCCAUCGACAAGAGGUCCUCGGUUGAGGACUACGUGAUUCCCAUCGACAAGAGGUCCUCGGUUGAGGACUACGUGAUUCCCAUCGACAAGAGGUCCUCGGUUGAGGACUACGUGAUUCCCAUCGACAAGCGUUCGUCGGUCGAGGACUACGUGAUCCCCAUCGACAAGCGUGGUUCUGUUGAGGACUACGUGAUCCUCAUCGACAAGCGUUCGUCGGUCGAGGACUACGUGAUCCCCAUCGACAAGAGGUCCUCGGUUGAGGACUACGUGAUCCCCAUUGACAAGCGCCACGGUGCCGUCGAGGACUACGUAAUCCCCAUCGACAAGCGUGGUUCUGUUGAGGACUACGUGAUCCCCAUCGACAAGCGUUCGUCGGUCGAGGAUUACGUGAUCCCGAUUGACAAGCGUAGCUCCGUCGAGGACUAUGUCAUCCCCAUCGACAAGCGUUCGUCCGUCGAGGAUUAUGUUAUCCCCAUCGAUAAGCGUGGUUCGGUUGAGGACUACGUGAUCCCCAUCGACAAGGCCUAA